Messenger RNA from Pomacea canaliculata, 5377 nucleotides. RefSeq names its product deleted in malignant brain tumors 1 protein-like. NCBI's taxonomy places the organism in Eukaryota, Metazoa, Mollusca, Gastropoda, Architaenioglossa, Ampullariidae. The coding region runs from base 501 to 2747 and encodes 748 amino acids. The record is from RefSeq and is a predicted model, not a curated record. The transcript has 15 exons. Gene Ontology annotation, cellular component: membrane.
CAGCUAAACCCUUCACAGUCGACUUUCAGCCAUUACACUUUCAACAAGCCGGACUCUCCACAUUGCCAUAUGUUUAGUCUGAAGACGAUAAAUACAAUGAUGUACAAAGUAAUCGGUGCUUACUUAACAUUCUCUUUUUUGCUUCAAGGUCUGGCAGCUGGACAUAUGCCACUGCGGCUAGUCAAUGGAACUGCCUGGUCUGGACGACUAGAAGUUUUUCACAACGGAAAAUGGAAAACAAUUUGCAAGACCAUGCAUUGAUGAGACUGAUUUACAGGUCGUCUGCAGGAGUCUUGGUUUUAGCAGUUUCGGAGCUGUAAUCGUAAGGUCGGACCUGUACGGACACGGAUCAGGAUUUAUUUUUCGGAAACACAUCCAGUGCUCUGGAACUGAGACCAACUUGUCACAGUGUAACUUCGGGAGCAUCUACUACUGUGAGCACUGGAUGGAUGUCGGUGUCAUCUGCAACUCUCCUGGAGAGCUGACCCCACGAUUAUUAAAUGGAGCUCGCUGGUCUGGACGUUUGGAGAAUUUUUGAAAACGGAAUAUGGAACACAGUGUGUGACGAAGAAUUUGGAAACAACGAAGCGCAGGGGGUUUGCAGGAUGCUCGGUUUGAACAGUCCUGGAGCUGUAAGUGUGACUUCAGACAUGUAUGGUGUGGGUUCCGGACAGACUUUGUCUGUAAAGAUGAUAUGCACAGGAACAGAAAGUAAACUAUCAGAGUGCAAGCGCGACAAACUGAACGACUGCAAUCACUCCACAGAUAUCGGAGUCAUUUGUAAUAUUCCUGGACAGAUUACUCCUCGUCUAGUGGAAGGUAAUGCGUCUUCCGGUCGCCUUGAGAUUCUGUAUAAUGGAACUUGGAAUUUAGUGUGUGAUGAAGGUUUCGGACUACAAGAGGCAGAGGUGGCCUGCAGGAUGCUUGGCUUUGACAGCAAUGGAGAAGCCAGGGUAAUGUCACUUCCCUACGGCAACAGUUCUACAAGAACUAUUUCUGGAAACGUGACCUGCAGGGGUACAGAGGGGAGUCUGGCUGAAUGCGAACAUCCAGGCUUCAAUACCAUUGACUGUGUAAAGUCGCAGGUCGUAGGCAUCUCUUGCAGUGUCCCUACAGACCACACACUACGUCUAGCAAAUGGACAUUUGUGGUCAGGCCGUCUAGAAAUAUUCUACAAUCAAAGAUGGAGAACACUGUGUGAAAGCGGGUUUGGACAGAGAGAAGCCCAGGUUGUUUGCGGGAUGCUUAAUUACAGCAGUCCAGGAGCCAUAUAUGACUAUCCUGGGAGAUAUGGCAGCGGUUCUGAACCAGUCUGGCUAGCUAAUGUCAAGUGUGCAGGCACAGAGACCAGUCUUUUACGAUGUUCACAUGAUGGUCUAUACGAGCAAGACUGCGGACCGCUCAGCGACAUCGCUGUCAUCUGCAAUAUCCCUGGACAAAUUGUCCCGCGUCUAGCAGAGGGAACAGCGUGGUCGGGUCGUCUUGACCUUUUGUACAACGGAUCAUGGAGCUCAGUGUGCGACGAUGGAUUUGGACACAAGGAGGCGCGUGUGGCCUGCAGGAUGCUGGGCUUCGACAGGCCUGAAGUCUUCGCAGUUAAUUCCUUUCUAUUCAGAGAUUAUGAUAGAACUGCGUUAUUUAGUGACUUAAAUUGCCAGGGCACAGAAACUAAUCUGGCAGAGUGUAACUAUAGCAGCUUCUACAACUACAAAUGUACCCAUGGCAGAGACAUUGCUCUCAUAUGUAAAGCAGAAAAGGGUGACAUUCGUAUCACUGGUAAUUAUGGGACCACUUACGGCGUGGGUCGAGUUGAGAUGCGAAUGGAAAGUGAGUGGUACUCACUGUGUGCAACGAGCUUCAGCAAUGACGACGCUGGAGUUGUAUGCCGGCAACUCGGCUUCAAUGGCACAGCGACGACUGCUGACGUGUCCUUAUUCGGUGAUAAACAAGGAGAGGUCGUGGUGGUUGAUUUUAACUGCUCGGGGAGAGAACCCAGCAUGUUCAUCUGUCUGCAGAAGGUUGAAUCCAUUCGCGAAGUGUGCCAUACAGAAGAAUUCGGGGUUAUUUGCGGAGAAUAUCCACCAUCAAUCAUAACAUUUUUCCUUAACUACCAAGUCGAUCCAACUGUGACUGUCACUGAGAACUCUGACGUUGACAUGCUGUGUGAGGCACACGGGAGACCCAAUCCCAGAAUGCUGUUCAUCAGUAACAAAGACAAUAAGGUUUUGAUAGAUAGUAAACAGAAUGGAGUACAGCUGUCGGAAGGAAAGGGACAAAUAACGACGAUCUUAAGAAACGUUCAAUGUGAAGAUUCUGCCGACUAUAGAUGUGAAGUUGAAAAUAGUGUGGGAAGAAGCAAUCAGUCCAUCCGACUUCUCGUCCCGUGUUCUCCCAGACUAAAAAGUUUUUACGCAAAACUGCCAUCUAUAGAAAUAACUAACCAUAGAGGAAACCUUAGUUUUGAAAUGACAGCAUAUCCAGCACCAGGUGUGAAAUUUAUUGUACAUCAUGGGUCAACCGUCAAUGAAAGUGUGAACAUUGUAUCAGUUAAAGAAAAUGUUCAUGUUGAGUGUGUCGAUGAACUAUUUGCACCUGCCUCUCAUACCUGCAAAGUAACCGUUCGCAACAUGAGUGCAGCUCAUCAAGGUGUUUACCAGAUUGUCUUCAGCAACAAUCGUGGUGAAAUAUCUUUUAAUUUUACCGUAAGACUUAAAGGUAAGUCCUUCCGAAACUCAAAAAAUGAGUGAAACUUAUUUUCAUUUAACAUUUCUAUACUGCACACUUACUCGGCAUCCAUACGUACAACAUCACAGACUAUAUUUACUAGAUAUUGGCUGUUCAAGUCAGAGUACUAACGGUUGUCGGUUUGUACUUGUUUAACCGAUAUCUACACAGAGCGCUUCUUCAUAUUUAAUUCACCGAAAUGACGAAGUCUACAACCAGCUGAAGUGUGCAUACCAAGGUGAUAUAUAUGGUAACUCUGUUUUACUCUUCACUAAAGGUUGUCUUACUUUGAAAUGUUUCUGGUUUUUAGAAGUGCUGUGUAAGCUACAAUUAGUUCAUUCGGCAAUGGAAAAUUACUCUUUACAUCCUGUGAGUAUUGUAAUGCUUAAACUUUGGAAAGUAUAAAGAACAUUUUUAUUCUGUACACAUUUACUAGUUAAGUUUUAGCCUACGGUAUGUUUACAUGGCUUAAUUGAUUUCGAAUAUUUUUUAGUUUCCUUAGCUUUAAGUUGUUUAUAGAACGGGUGUGUGUUUGUGCGUGCGCGCGCGAGUGUGUGUAUAUACAUAAAUAAUUUUAUGUAAUAAAACGUAAAUUAUAUUUUUUUUCAGUUUUGAGGAGGCCAUCUGACUUGUCACAGGUACACUGACACGCCUUAUUAAUUUAGCACUUACCCUCAACCUGAAGGCAAAAAUAGUAUUUCUCAGCAAAAGGUCCUGACAGAGAUUCGUCGGGAUAAAAAAAUGUAUUGCCUUGCUUAAAAGAUAAUUUUAUAAUACAUUUUACGUUAAUCUUUCAAAGAGAAGUAUUUCAUGGAAACAAUAAUUAAAUAACGCAUACAAGCAGAUAACCAAUAUUAAGAAACUAUAAAGAUCAAUAUUUGUAACCAAGGGAGUUUAUACUGAGCACAUAUGUACAUGAGUAUGUGCUGAUUACGUCCCUUUUUACCUGCUGUAUUUCAUACUUGCAUUUGAAACUUUAUUUUCAAGUUACUGAAGGUUAUAAACGAUUUUGUUUUUGAAGAGUUUUUUUAAAGUGUUCUUGUCGUUGCGGUCAGGAGCAUAAGAGAUACUUUAAAACAAUACCGACAAUGGACUUUUUCCAUGCAUGACAUUGGACUUCAACGCAUUCACCAGUUAGUUGUUCGAGGAAAAGAAGACAGAAAAGAAACAAUAAAACUGUUAAAAGGUUAUACGUAACUACAAUAGAAAUAAAAUAGUUAAAAAAUCAUUUUAAGGCUAUAAGAUAUGAUUAAAUAGAAUUUUCGAAUAAAGAAAGCAAGCAGACCUAUUUGCAAAAAUAAAAGGAAAAAAUCCUAUUUGCAGUAACGUAUAAAAACGCUCAGGACAAAGAAUAUACUUACAGUCUCACAACAUGUGCAGAGAUGGACAUGCGCAAUAUUGUAGACAUGUAUUCUUGCACACGUGACCUCUUUCGCACGCGCGCACACACACUGUUAAGUCGCUGAUGAAGUGCUCAGCCAAUGAUCAGAUUUAAUGACAUGCUUCCGGGACGCCACAGCUAAAGUCUUCACAGUUGACUGUCAGCCAUUACUGGAAUUACAAGGCGGACUCCCCACACCGCCAUAUGUUAGGUCUGCAAACAGUAAAUACGAUGAUGCACAAAGUAAUCUCUGCCUACUUGAUAUUCGCACUUCUGCUUCCAUGUCUGGGUAAGUACAUUUUAUUAAAAAAGUCAAUGUGUUUCUGUUAUAUAUAUAUAUAUGUUCAUACUUCCCGGUUGGUUCUAUUGAGUUCGAUUCUCAUCUUGGGGAUGCUGUUAUCUCAUGUAACAUUCUUUUACAGCUCUGGCUGCCUUGCCCUUAGCUGCUGGCUUAUCGUUCACCCACCACCUUACGUUUAUAGUAAAAUAUGACGAUAUACAGCAAUGUUUAUGCAACUGUCGAGGUUGUAAACAUCACGGGUCAAUUAACCUCCCAAGAACAAACUGUACGUGUAUUUGUAAAAGUUCUUAGCAAAACCAAUACACGUCGACUUAGUCUCGCAGCCAAUUUAUUCAAGAAGUUAAUAAGAAGUCUUUCCCAUUGUCAUUGUCGUUACACUCAGAUUAUCAUAAACCAUUGCCAGGAUGACCACGUGUACAGUUCUGAGGGAAAGAGGUCCGAUUCUGAGUAUUGUAUGAUUGUAUGAGCUAGUUUUUUUAAUAGAUUUAAAACUUGUUCUUCUGAUGGAAACGAUUAUGUAAUAAUUAAUUCAAAUAAAAUCCGCUAUGUCUUCUUAUUUCAUUCAUUCUGUAGUAGAGCAAUUCUAUUUAACCACUUCCAGGAAGAACUUUAUCGCUUUUAAAAAGUUGACAGUAAACUAAUAAAAAAGGUAGAUAACGGAACCGUUGUCGAAAACGUAUUUUCUGAACCUUUCUCUGUUUCUUUUUUAACACAAAAUAAGCAAAAAGAAUCCAAACCUUGAAUUAGGAAUAUUUUUUUUUGUAUAAGCAAACACAUAAUUGUCACAGUCGUUCUAUGCACACGCAACUAAUUCUAUAAGAGCUGUAAACAUUGUAGUCACUCUCAGUUUUUUCAUAACUUAAAGUUUUUUUUUAUAUUAGUACCUAGGGUUUUGUUAGCUCCUACUGACUGACAAACUGUACACAAUGAUAAAAUAUAAAUAUACAGGCAUUCGUUUUUCUUGAAAUCUU